Nyctereutes procyonoides (raccoon dog) is the source of this 1092-nucleotide messenger RNA. RefSeq names its product spermatogenesis associated 22 (gene SPATA22). The transcript is spliced from 8 exons. The record is from RefSeq and is a predicted model, not a curated record. The coding region runs from base 1 to 1092 and encodes 363 amino acids. Lineage: Eukaryota; Metazoa; Chordata; Mammalia; Carnivora; Canidae. Gene Ontology annotation, biological process: gamete generation; meiotic DNA repair synthesis; homologous chromosome pairing at meiosis.
AUGAAGAGAAACCCAAGUGAAAGUUCAACUCGAAGUACAGCAGGCUGUUUGCCUGUACCAUUGUUCAAUCAGAAGAAGAGGAAUAGACAGCCAUUAACUUCCAAUCCACUUACAAAUGAUCCAAGUGUCAGUACUGCUUCCGACAGUUAUGAUUUCCCUCCUCUACCACCAGAUUGGGCCUGGGAAGCUGUGAAUCCAGAGUUGCCUCCUUUAAUGAAAACAAUGAACACAGGGGAAAUACCACAUUCAGUUUCUCAUCCUCUGAGAAGUCAAGAUUCUGUGUCUAAGUCUAUUCAAUCAAAUACUGAAAGAAGCAAAAGUCAUUGGAGCUACAGAGAUGGCAACAAAAAGACCAGCUGGAAAACUUGGGCUAGAAAUGAUGUUAGGCCUCAGUGCGAAAGAACAAACCUGGUGGCAAAUGAUGGAAUAAAUUCUUGUCCAAGGAGUUGGGGAACUCAACAAGGGAAACAGUUAAGAGUAUCAGAACCUCCUAACUCAUCUCACCAAAGAGAAACUGAAGUACUCAGACAAGCACAUUCCUCAAAAAUACCUGGCUCUACAAUGGGAGGUCUAGACAAAAACAGUGCAUUACAGGCAGUUAAGCCUAACUUUCAACAAAAUCAGUUUAAGAAGAAAAUGUUGGAUGAUAUUCCAGAAAAAAGCACUCUCCAGGGAAGCUCAUUAUACCAGUUAAAGCUUAAGGAAAAAGAUAAUUCUUUAAGAAUUAUAUCUGCAGUUAUUGAAAGCAUGAAGUACUGGCGUGAACAUGCACAGAAAACUGUACUUCUUUUUGAAAUAUUGGCUGUUCUCGAUUCAGCCGUUACACCUGGUCCAUAUUAUUCGAAGAAUUUCCUUAUGCGAGAUGGGAAAAAUACUCUGUCUUGUGUAUUUUAUGAAAUAGAUCGCGAACUUCCAAGACUGAUUAGAGGCCGAGUUCAUAGGUGUGUUGGAAACUAUGACCAGAAAAAGAAUAUUUUCAAAUGUGUUUCUGUCAGACCAGCGUCUGUUUCUGAACAAAAAUCUUUCCAAGCAUUUGUUAAAAUUGUGGAUGCUGAGAUGAAGUGCUAUACUGAUAUAAUGAAUGAAAUUUAA